AUGGCCUCUGCCCCUCCCGCAGACGCCGCCCCCGCCGCGGGGCAUGAUGCCACGUCCCCGCCAGCGACGUCCUCCAAGCAGGACAUCAACCCCUGGUCGGUGUCGGGAGAGGUGGGCGAGGACGGCAAGGUCAAGGCCAUCGACUACCGCAAGCUUGUUGAGGACUUUGGCACGAACCUGAUUGACGAUGCGCUGCUGGAGCGCUUCGAGCGGGUGACGGGCCACAAGCCUCACCGGUUCAUGCGCCGACAGAUUGUCUUUAGCCACAGGGACCUCUCACUUAUCCUGGACCGCUAUGAGAAGAACGAGCCUUUCUACCUGUAUACCGGCCGAGGCCCGAGUAGUGACAGCAUGCACAUUGGCCACACUCAAGUCUUUGACUUUGUCAAGUGGUUGCAAGACGUUCUGGACGUGCCGCUGAUUAUCAUGUUGACGGACGAUGAAAAGUUUCUGUUCUCAGAGAAGAGAACUGUGGACGAGGUCAUGGGAUACUGCCGGACCAACGCCAAGGACAUCAUCGCCAUCGGGUUUGACCCCAAGAAGACAUUCAUCUUCUCCGACUUCCAGUUCGUUGGCGGCGCGUUCUACAAGAACAUUGUUCGCUUCUCCAAGCGAGUCACGUACAACACCGUCAGGGCCAUCUUCGGGUUCGACGGCAGCUCCAACAUUGGCAAGAUUCACUUCGCCAGCAUCCAGGGCGCGACGUCCUUCGCGUCGUCUUUCCCCCACAUAUUCGGCAACGACGAGUCGAAGACGGCCGCGAUCCCGUGUCUGAUCCCGUGCGCCAUCGACCAGGACCCGUACUUCCGCCUGACGAGAGACUGCGCUGCCGGGCUGCACUAUGCGAAGCCGUCGCUGAUUCACAUGCGAUUCCUGGACGCCCUCCAGGGACCGGGAUCAAAGAUGUCGGCCAGCGACGACACGUCGGCCAUUUUCCUUAGCGACUCGGCCAAGCAGAUCAAGAACAAGAUUAACAAGUACGCUUUCUCGGGUGGUCGCGAAACCGUGGAGGAGCACCGCGAAAAGGGCGGCAAUGCCGAAGUGGACGUGUCCUACCAGUACCUCCAAUUCUUCCUGGAGGACGAUGCGGAGCUGAAGAAGAUUAAGGAGGACUACAACAGCGGCAAGCUGCUGACGGGCGAGCUGAAAGCCAUGUGCACCGAGCACCUGCAAAAGUAUGUCUUGUCUUUCCAGGAGAGACGAGGCAAGGUCACGGACGCGGUGGUGGAUGAGUUCAUGGCGACGCGACCGUUGGAGUGGAAGGGCAACCCCAAAGUUCCGCGGGCAGAUCUCGUGGUGCCUGUAACCAAGCCAGGCGAGGCCAACGCAGAUGGUGCCGCCGUCGGAGGCGCUGCCGACGGCAAGCUGACCAAGAACCAGCUGAAGAAGCUGCUCAAGGAGCAGCAGAUUGCGCAGAAGAAGGCGGAGAAGGCCAAGGAGAAGGCGGCGGCCGGAGAGGCUGCGCCGAGCGCGGGGGCGUAG
Molecule: messenger RNA, 1482 nt
Organism: Purpureocillium lilacinum
Lineage: Eukaryota; Fungi; Ascomycota; Sordariomycetes; Hypocreales; Ophiocordycipitaceae
Biological process (GO): tryptophanyl-tRNA aminoacylation
Cellular component (GO): cytoplasm
Molecular function (GO): tryptophan-tRNA ligase activity; ATP binding
Source: RefSeq, a predicted model, not a curated record